UAUAUGUAUAACAGCGAGAAUUUGUUUAUAUAAAAGGUAGGAACUAUUAUUUAUUACAUGAUAAGGUUAGUCGAGUAGAUUUCACAGUAGGACCUAAACAGUGACAGAUGGGACAGAUGGCGUGCUAAUCUAUGGUGCUAACAAGACAAGUGUCUUUAAAAAAAUACCACUAUGGAUGCCCUACAGAGGAGUGUGAUUCAGGAAGACAUGGUUGUGUACAAACUCUUCUUGAUCCAGCCAGACAGUUCAAUUUCACAGCAGACUGAGGAACUUCUCACACAUCGAAUAGAGGAGAUUUUGGCAAAGGUUGCCCCUCUCUUGAUACAAAAAAUCUGGCAGCAUCAGUCAUUCAACCUCAAGUAUCAUCCUGAGAAAGGUGGAGUCCCUGCUCACAUUGGAGGUAGCACUCAGUUUGGGGACAAUGUGGAGGACGAGUGGUUUAUCGUUUACCUCCUGCAGCAAAUCACAGAAGCCUUCCCAGAGCUCGUAGCCAGAGUUGAGGACAAUGAUGGAGAGUUUCUUCUGAUUGAGGCAGCAGAUUAUCUUCCCAAGUGGCUGAAUCCAGACAACAGUGAAAACCGAGUCUUUCUUUAUAGGGGAGCGUUGCAUAUUCUGCCCUGUCCGUCCAAAUCCAGUCCAGUGGGGAUUUCAAAAGAUGUGGUACCAAGUGUGGCACAAGCUCUAGCAGUGCUCUCCACCCACCCAGAGGCCUGCCAGGCAAGCCCCAAGAUUUGUUCAGCCCUAAGGAAGCGAUUAGAGGGGUACCCAGAGAAGAUUAAAGCGGGCCUCCAUCGUGCCCACUGCUUCAUACCAUCAGGUAUCGCCAUGGUGUUAGCCCAACGACCAGACCUGGUUGCCCCUGCAGUGUCAGCGUUCUACCUGCGGGAUCCAGUAGAUCUACAGGCGUGUCGAAGCUUCAAGACCUUUCCUCCUGAUACAAGAGUCCUCACCUCGGUGACAUUCACCCAUUGCCUGUAUGCCCAGCUGCAUCAGCAACAGUUUACCCCGGACCGGAGGAGCGGCUUCACCCUGCCUCCUUGCUCUCAUCCCCAGUACAAAUCCCAAGAGCUCGGCAUGAAACUGGCCCAUGGCUUUGAGAUCCUGUGCUCUAAGUGCAGGAUGCCAUCAUCAGAGCCUGAUGCCCCCGUCAGUUGUAACCCUCAGUGGAAAGGCUUUAUUGACAGUCUGAAAAGGAAUGGCUACUUCCGGGGAGAACUGGAAGGUUCGGCUAAUUACAGAGAACUGACAAGAUCUGCUGAAAACUUUUUCAAACAGUAUGUCGCCUCAAAAUCAAGUGCUUUGUCCCCUGGUGAGGAGGUUCUCCAGCUGCUGCACAGCUGCAGUCCUUUUAACUUGGAGGAGCUGAAGAAACAAGAGUCACAGCUCCCUAAAGAGGACAGUGACAGCUGGCUGGAUAUCACAACUCAGGGUUUGGAGCGUAUGUUGCAGGAGAGGAGUGGGAGGAGAGCUGAUGUUGGCAGCCAAAGCUCCAGUUCUACUAAACAGACACAGCAUGUUGGGGGUGCAGAGGAGAGGAGAAAGGAGACCGAGGACAACAAGGAGGAAGAGGAGGUCGGUUACAGCUUAGUAGCAGUCAGUCAGGGGAUGAAGAACUUCCUCAACGCCAUGUCGUCGCAUGAGGGUGCUGAACUGCCCUGGAGCAGUUCAACUCAGCCUUUUAGUUUUGAGCCUGACUCCAUGGCCACCGCAUUGGACAGACUGCUAGGAAGCAAAGAAGAAGAGCUAGAUUCAGAUGAUCUAGAUGAUGAUGAUGAUGAUGAUGAUGAUGAGGAGGAGGAAGAGGAGGGGGAAGAGAAAGAAGAGGGGUCCUCUGGUUACGCAGAGAUGAGUGGGACAGAAACUUUGGACAAUCUCAGAAGAUACAUGGACCAAAUGGAUCAGGAGCUGAUGAGCACUAAUAUAGGACAAAGCUUCAAUCUGACGAAUAACAACAAGGCAGGCUUGAACAAUGGCUCCCCUCAUCCCUCUGCUACGGACGGUCUCCCGGGACAUGGAGGGGCAGAAGACACCGAGGACACUGAGGAGAUUCAGCCUCUCGACGUCGACCUCAAUCUGGUCACAAACCUGCUGGAGUCCCUCAGCUGCCAGGCCGGGCUGGCCGGACCGGCUUCUAACCUGCUGCAGAGCCUGGGUAUACACCUACCGCCCAACUCUGACCCCUCAUAAAGGACAAGAAGGAGACUUCUGUAGGCAAAGCACUCAUAGAUGUCAAAGAUGUCCUGUAGAGCUUUUAUAGUAAACCAACACAGUUUUGUUAUAGUUUACAGGUGAUUUUAAAUAUACACAAGUACAAAAAUGGAAAAGCUGAUACGUGUG
Perca flavescens (yellow perch) is the source of this 2337-nucleotide messenger RNA. RefSeq names its product ecdysoneless homolog (Drosophila) (gene ecd). Gene Ontology annotation, cellular component: nucleus. The record is from RefSeq and is a predicted model, not a curated record. Lineage: Eukaryota; Metazoa; Chordata; Actinopteri; Perciformes; Percidae. Bases 172 to 2187 code for a protein of 671 amino acids. The transcript is spliced from 14 exons.